AUGUCAGCGACAAAUAAUGAAUAUAAACCAGGCACUAUGGAUGAUUUAUAUGAUGAAUCAAAGCUAACAGAUAGUAUAAAAGAAGUAGAGGAAAAAUGGAAAUUAGUACCUGCAUUCUUAAAGUGUAGAGGUUUGGUUAAACAACAUAUAGAUUCAUUCAACUACUUUAUCAAUGUAGAAAUUAAAAAGAUUCUAAAAGCAAAUGAAAGAUUAACAACUGAUGUUGACCCUUCAUUCUUUGCAAGAUUUACAGAGAUUAAUGUUGGAAUGCCAGGAUUAGUAGAAGAGAAUUAUGAAUCGGUGACGAUUACACCUCAAAAGUGUAGAUUGAGAGACAUGACAUAUGCAGCACCGAUCACAGUCAACAUUGAAUAUACACGUGGCAAGCAAGUGGUGCAAGUGCAGGAUGUGUUGAUUGGACGUAUCCCAAUCAUGCUGCGAAGCAGUAACUGCGUGCUCACCAACAAGACACACGAGCAGUUGGCACAGCUCGGCGAGUGUCCGAUGGAUCCCGGUGGCUACUUUAUCGUGCGGGGCGCCGAAAAGGUGAUUCUCAACCACGAACAACUCAGCAAAAACAGAAUCAUCAUCGAGACGGAUCCCAAGGGAUUUCCAUGCUCGACGGUGACCAGUUCGACACACGAGAGAAAGUCGCGUACCAAUAUUGUGAUGAAGCACGAGAAGUUGUACCUCAAACACAACACGUUUUGCGAGGAUAUCCCUGUGAUUGUCUUUCUCAAGGGUCAUCUACACGGCGCUGAUGAUCCGUCGUAUCAUCAUUGCCAGCAGAGACCGCUCGACGCUCGACGACAAGGACUACUACGGCAACAAGCGUAUCGAGUUGAGCGGCCAGCUCGUGUCGCUGCUCUUUGA
Messenger RNA from Cavenderia fasciculata, 873 nucleotides. Its product is annotated as RNA polymerase III. Lineage: Eukaryota; Evosea; Eumycetozoa; Acytosteliales; Cavenderiaceae. The transcript has 4 exons. The coding region runs from base 1 to 873 and encodes 290 amino acids. The record is from RefSeq and is a predicted model, not a curated record. Gene Ontology annotation, cellular component: RNA polymerase III complex. Gene Ontology annotation, biological process: DNA-templated transcription. Gene Ontology annotation, molecular function: ribonucleoside binding; DNA binding; DNA-directed RNA polymerase activity.